AUGGACAGGAAGGGGCUUGUGUCGUGCUUUGACAAUGCGAACGACAGGACUGGGCAGCCCCCAGCCAGUAAGGUGCUGGCCCGCCACAGUUCGUCUACUCCAGUGGGUGCCUGGAGUGUAGGCCAAAAGCCGAAAAGCGGACUGCAAACCCCUGCACCAGGCAAAAAUGAAAGAAAGAAGCCGCCAGGGCUGAAACUGGCAACCUGGAACGUCAGAACAAUGUGUCCUGGCCUGUCUGACGACCUCCAACUAAUAGACGAUGCCAGGAAAACCGCCAUCAUUGACCGCGAGCUGAAGAGGCUCAACAUCGACUUUGCAGCACUGCAAGAGACACGACUCCCCGGAAGCGGUUGUCUGAAGGAGAGUGACUAUACAUUCUUCUGGCAGGGGCAAGAGUUACACGAGCGCCGUUUCUACGGCGUCGGCUUCGCCGUCCGAAACUCCCUCCUGUCCACCAUAGAAUCGCCCUCUUCAGGCACACCACGAGUCCUCUCUCUCCGCCUCACCACCUCUUCUGGACCAGCCAAUAUCCUUAGUGUCUAUGCCCCUACACUCAGCUCAACAGCGGAGGCUAAGGAUCAGUUUUAUGAGGAGCUCGAGGCGAAGAUCAGGCAGAUCCCCGCCAAGGAGCAUCUGUUCCUACUCGGUGACUUUAAUGCCCGGGUGGGAGCAGACCACGACUCUUGGCCUUGCUGCAUCGGCCACUUUGGCGUUGGAAAUAUCAACGAAAACGGCCAGCGCCUCCUCGAACUCUGCUCCUUUCACGACCUCUGUCUCACGAACACCUUCUUCGCCACCAAGCUUCAUCACAGGGUAUCUUGGAGACACCCAAGGUCCCGUCAUUGGCACCAGCUGGACUUCGUGAUCACCAGGAGAACCCUGCUAAACCAUGUGCUGGUCACGCGCAGUUAUCACAGUGCAGACUUCAGAAUCAACAACCCUGAGCUGCGGGAACACUUCGCCAAAGCCAUCGAUGUAGCCCUUGAGGGUUGCCCAGCUGGCAGCGCUACAGAGCGGUGGAACCACAUCCGCGAGGCUGUGUUUCAGACUGCCAUGGGUACCUUUGGGAAAAGAGAGAGAAAGAGUGCAGACUGGUUUGAGUCAGGAGUCGCUGAGCUGGAGCCCGCUAUCGCUGCUAAGCGAGCUGCCCUACUUGCCCACAAAAAUGACCCCUCCACGAAGACGCUCGCGACACUUCGUGCUGCUCGCUGCAACACACAGAGGAUCGCCAGACGCUGUGCUAACAACUAUUGGUCGAGCCUCUGCCAAGACAUCCAGCUCUUUGCAGACAUGGGCAACGUGCGGGGUAUGUACGAUACUCUGAAGAAAGCUUUUGGCCCAAGCACCAUCAAGACUGGCCCCAUCAAAUCUGCCGAAGGCGUGCUCAUCAAAGACCGCAGCAAGCAGAUGGAGAGAUGGGCCGAACACUUUCAAAAGCUCUACUCGAGAGAAACUACAGUCUCCAACACAGCCCUCGAGCGUACUCAUCCACUACCUACUAUGGAUGAACUUGACGCACCACCUACAAUUGAAGAGCUCAGCAAAGCCAUUGACUCCCUAGCCAGCGGAAAAGCACCAGGCAGCGACAACAUCCCGCCUGAGGUCAUCAAGGCCGCAAAGGAGAGCUCCCUCCUACAACAUCUUCACAUGCUCCUUCUGCAGUGCUGGGAGGAGGGGGCUGUGCCCCAGGACAUGCGCGACGCCAUGAUUAUCACGAUCUACAAGAACAAGGGAGAACGGUCUGACUGCGAUAACUCCCGCGGCAUUUCGCUCCUCAGCAUUGUCGGCAAAGCCUUUGCCCGUGUCGACCUCGGCAGACUGCAACUCCUUGCUGAGCGUGUUUACCCUGAGGCACAGUGUGGAUUCAGGACCGCCAGAUCAACCAUUGACAUGGUGUUCUCUGUGAGGCAGCUACAGGAGAAAUGCCGGGAGCAGAGACAGCCCCUGUACCUGGCUUUCAUCGACCUCACCAAGGCCUUCGAUCUGGUUAGCCGAGAUGGACUGUUUGCCCUCCUCCAGCGUAUUGGAUGUCCUCCCAAGCUCCUGAGUCAGAUCGUGUCCUUCCACCAGGAUAUGAGCGGCACUGUCCAGUUUGACGGAUUAUGCUCGGAGCCCUUUCCGAUCAGAAAUGGAGUGAAGCAGGGCUGCGUCCUUGCCCCGACCCUCUUUGGCAUUUUCUUCUCCCUGCUUCUAUCACACGCUUUCGGGGACUCCGACGACGGCAUAUUCAUUCACACCAGAAGUGACGGAGGGCUCUUCAACUUAGCACGCCUUCGAGCAAAGACCAAAGUAAGGAAGGUGCUCAUCAGAGAACUACUCUUCGCUGAUGAUGCUGCCCUAGCUGCACACACUGAAGCAGGGCUGCAGCGACUCAUCGAUCGCUUUGCAGCCGCCUGUGCAGAGUUUGGCCUCACCAUCAGCCUCAAGAAGACCCAAGUCAUGGGCCAGGAUGUCAGCAGCGCCCCCAGCAUCUCCAUUGGCGAUCACACCCUCGAGGUGGUGGAGAAGUUCACCUAUCUCGGGUCCACUAUCUCUAGCAACCUCUCCCUUGAUGCAGAGCUGAACACCAGGAUUGGCAAGGCAGCGACCGCGAUGGCCCGCCUGACGAAGCGAGUCUGGGACAACACCAUGCUCACCAUCAACACCAAGAUAAGAGUAUACCAGGCCUGUGUGCUGAGCACUCUCCUGUACGGCAGUGAAGCAUGGACCCUCUACUCCGGCCAGGAACGCCGGCUGAAUGCUUUCCACCUACGUUGCCUCCGCAAACUGCUCGGCAUCACUUGGCAGGACCGCGUCACCAACAUCGACGUCCUAGCCAAGGCAGGGAUACCCAGCAUGCUCGCCAUCCUGUCCCAGAGACGACUGCGUUGGUUGGGUCAUGUGACCCGAAUGGAUGAUGGUCGCAUCCCCAAAGACAUGCUGUUCGGAGAGCUGGCCAGUGGCACCAGACCCACAGGACGCCCAUCCCUCCGCUACAAGGAUGUGUGUAAGCGCGACCUAAAAGCUGGUGGCCUCAACCCUUCAGACCUGGAGACAGCUGCCUCAGACCGCUCCGGCUGGCGGUCCACCAUCCGGGCUGCUGUCAAAGAGGCAGAGGAAAUCAGAGACACCCGGUCAGGAGAAAAACGUCUCCGCAGACAGCAGCGACUGCAGUCGGCCCCACCUCAGACUCAGAGACAGGAGCCAGCCUUCACCUGCAACAGAUGCGGCAGGCCAUGCAGUUCUCGCAUCGGCCUGUACAGUCACACCAGACGCUGCAACUCACUGACAUAG
Molecule: messenger RNA, 3273 nt
Organism: Penaeus indicus
Lineage: Eukaryota; Metazoa; Arthropoda; Malacostraca; Decapoda; Penaeidae
Exons: 3
Coding region: 1-3273 (1090 amino acids)
Molecular function (GO): catalytic activity
Source: RefSeq, a predicted model, not a curated record